Molecule: messenger RNA, 1742 nt
Organism: Paramecium pentaurelia
Lineage: Eukaryota; Ciliophora; Oligohymenophorea; Peniculida; Parameciidae
Source: the annotation of a GenBank genome assembly
AUGCACUCAAAUUCUCCACUUUAAGUAAUAGAUAAUAAAUUAAACUAAGGCUCAUGUAAUCUCUCAUCGAAAUGAUCCUAACGAAAGCGCUAUUUAUUAUACAAUAUAAAUUUUAGAUAAAAGUGGUGAUAAUUGGAGAAUUGAUAGAAGGUAGUACUGUAUUAUGAGAUUCAAGAUUUUCAUAAUUUGAAGAUUUAUUAAAAAAAUUAAAGGUAUUUUUUGGGGAAUAAUUACCAUCUUUGCCAAAAAAGAAAUAUAUUACAUUUUUAAUUGGUAGAUCUUAAGAUGACAUAGAAAAAAGAAAAAUAGGAUUAGAUUAAUUUAUAUAAGUAAUUAAUUGUUAAUAAAAUAGGAAUUAGUUAAUAGACCUGAAAUUGUAGCUUCUAAUCCUUUUAAAGACUUUUUUGAAAUUGAUAAAAAUGCAAAAGAAAUUAUUGUUAAUCCUCCUUAAUUAAUCUUUUAAUUUAAAGACUUUUAGUUAGGAAUAAGAGAUUUUAUUCUAAAUUCAGAAUCUGGUUUAAUGUUUGUUUUAACAUCUGAUUGUUCUGUAAUAAAUAGAAUUGAUGCUUAUUUAACAAAUAGAAAGGGUCCUUGGGAAUCUGAAAAAGAUGAAGUAACAUAAAUUGCUGUAGGAAGUGUAGAAUGUUGGCAUUAGACAUAAAAUGGUGAAUUUUAAAAAUUAUGGGCAAAAUUAUAUAAUUCUUAGGCAAUAACAUGUUAUUGGGAUCAUAUUGCAUCUGUUCUCUUGGUUGGUUUAGAUAGUGGAUCUAUAAACUAUUUGAUUGUUCUUGAGAAAGAAGGAUUCUAAAGAUAUUAAGAAAGUUAAGAAAUUGAAUAACAUAAAGGUAGAAUAAUGGGGUUGUAUUAUGAUAGAAGAAAUAAAUAUAUACAUUCAAUUUCAAAGGAUCAUAAAUAUAAAGUGUUUAAUUUACGAAUGAAAGAAUUGGUAGCAGGUUUUUACUUAUUCUAAAAUAGAUUUUAUACCAGACCAGUAUGAAUUAACCAGUUUAUUAGCAAGUGAUGAAAGAAGAAAAGUUUUUAUUGGUGAUAGACAUGGCUAAAUCUUUAUUUAUGAUAUAGAAAAAGUAGAUUAAAUUAAUUAUUCAAGUAAAUGCCAUCUUAUAUGAUUAAAAUUACAACGAACCAAUUAUUUUUAAGAGGAUUAUUUAUUGAUCAUUCAAGAAAUUAUUUAUUUUCUAUUAGUCAUGAAAAUGGAGUUAUUAUAAUAAUAGAUAUAUAAAAUCCUGGUUAGGAGUAAUUUGCUAAAUAAAUAACAAAUUUAAAUGGAAAAAUUAAGAGUAGAGAGAUAUCUUGGUCUUCAAAAAGAGGUGAAAUCUAUGUAGGAAAUGUAGAUGGAACUGUUACUAUUUGGGAUGCUAGAAAUUCUAAUUAAUUAUGUAAUAUAUAUAUUAAUUUUAGUUGUUUUAAAAGCUCAUGAUUCAGACAUUACAAAAUUGCAAUGGCUUGAUUCAGAGAAAACAUUAGUAACUGCAUCAAAAGAUAAAAGAAUUAAAGUUUGGUAAUUACCAUAAUUUUGGAGAGAUCCAAAAAUAAUGGAAAAAGAAAAUCAAAUAGAAAAUUAAUUAACUUUUAAAAAAUUAAGAGAAUCUUUAUUUUUUAAUUCAAAAAUAUAAAUAGAUAUGGAAAUAGGAGAAAAUGAAGAUAAUGAUAUGAUUAUAUGGGAUUAACCUUAAAAAAAGUAGUCUGGAAAUAGUUUUGAAGAUUUGACAGAAUUAAAAUGA